Cavia porcellus (domestic guinea pig) is the source of this 2094-nucleotide messenger RNA. RefSeq names its product histone H1.0. Gene Ontology annotation, biological process: chromosome condensation; negative regulation of DNA recombination; nucleosome assembly. NCBI's taxonomy places the organism in Eukaryota, Metazoa, Chordata, Mammalia, Rodentia, Caviidae. The transcript has a single exon. The record is from RefSeq and is a predicted model, not a curated record. The coding region runs from base 299 to 883 and encodes 194 amino acids. Gene Ontology annotation, molecular function: nucleosomal DNA binding; double-stranded DNA binding; structural constituent of chromatin. Gene Ontology annotation, cellular component: nucleus; nucleosome.
GCGCCGCCCGAGCGCCAGACGCGGAGCUGGGAAAGGGGAGGCGGAGGAGGCGGAGGCAGAGCGGGAGCCAGGCGGCGGGACCAGCGGCAGACCGGCGGGGCUGGGCCACGCAGAGCCGGCCCGCGAGCACGCCCGCGACCCGCGCCCGGGAGGAGAAGAGGCAGCGGCCCCGCGGCCGCAUCCCCGACAGCCCGAGUCCCCGGACGGGGCUGGUAGCCCGGGGUCCGAGAGCAAGAUCCCACCGACCAGGGCUGGCCCUUGGGAAGACGCUUUCCACAGCGGGACCAGGCAGGCCACCAUGACCGAGAACUCCACGUCCACUCCUGCGGCCAAGCCCAAGCGGGCCAAGGCCUCCAAGAAGUCCACAGACCAUCCCAAGUAUUCGGACAUGAUCGUGGCUGCCAUCCAGGCCGAGAAGAACCGCGCUGGCUCCUCGCGCCAGUCCAUCCAGAAGUAUGUCAAGAGCCACUACAAGGUGGGUGAGAACGCCGACUCCCAGAUCAAGUUGUCCAUCAAGCGCCUGGUGACCACCGGUGUCCUCAAGCAAACCAAAGGGGUGGGUGCCUCGGGCUCCUUCCGGCUGGCUAAGAGCGACGAGCCCAAGAGGGCAGUAGCCUUCAAGAAGACCAAGAAGGAGGUCAAGAAGGUGGCCACGCCAAAGAAGGCAGCCAAGCCCAAGAAGGCGGCCUCCAAAGCCCCAAGCAAGAAACCUAAAGCCACCCCGGUCAAGAAGGCCAAGAAGAAGCCGGCUGCCACACCCAAGAAAGCCAAAAAACCCAAGGUUGUCAAGGCCAAGCCAGUCAAGGCAUCCAAGCCCAAGAAGGCCAAACCAGUGAAGCCCAAAGCCAAGUCCAGUGCCAAGAGGGCCGGCAAGAAGAAGUGACAAGGAACCUUUUUCUUGUGGACACUCCCCUCUCACUCUGUAAAUACUUUCUUCUUUCUUGAUUCUCUGCAACCUUUUGCCCCAUUUAUUCAGACUUUGUAAGAGACAGACUUUGGAGUCCUCAGAAACUGUGGACUAAUUGCUUUUUCCUUCGCCAGUUGUGCAAGGACCGCCACAACAGAUCUCAUCUCUGUAACGAUGAGGAUGUACUGAUGUUUUGUUUUGUUGAUUCGCUAUUAAUCUUAUGGGGUUCGGGAUCUGGGUGGGUUGUGUGUUGUGUUACGGGACGGGUUUGCUAUAUGAAGGUAGAUGGGGAUAGAGGGAACAAGCACAGCAGUUUGUUCUCGCUAGAGGAGAGAGGGAGCCCAGGAAUUAUAAAGGUUUGUGGGAGUAUCUUCAAGGUUUUAAGUUGGGCACCCCUGUGAGAAUUUCCUAACUCUUAGAGGGGGCAGGAGCAGGGGAUCCGAGGCUGGUUCCUUCUCUCCGGGUCAGUGUGCCUUCUGGCCUUCCUAUUGUCUUAGGGAAGAAGAGGAGGGGACCAAGUGACAGCUGGUUGGAAGAACUAGCUUCUUCCAGUCAGCUAGGAACCAGCCAGGGGGGUUGGGCUGGGGGAGACGCGCCUGUGGCUUCGGUAGAGUCUCCAGGGGAGAGGAAACUUUGGGGGAAGGGUGGGGAGUCAGCCAAGUGCCUCAGUGUGCCCUGUUGAAACUUGGGUUUUUCCACACAAUUCGAUGGAUUAUUGUGUCUUUGGAGGACUCCCCCACCCCCCCCCCCGUAUUUUGUUCCUCUAAAGACGUGGCUUUGCUUGGUCUGGUAGGGCUGCAGCCCCACCACCAGCUGCUUAAAAACCUCCCGACCUCUUCUCACUUCUGAGUCCUUUUUUUUAAGUAGUUGUAGUGGGGAAGGGGGAGGGGCAGGGAGUGGACGGUAAGACAUACUGCAGUUGACUACGUAGUGCUAGAGCUAAUCUGUGUGCAUGUGUGUGUAUUUGUAUAUAUGCAUACCUAGGGCUACUACUUAGGUUUUACAUCGGGAGCUGGGAGAAAAAACCUGUACAGUUGUCUGUCUUUUAUUUUUACUAGUAAAACUCGCGCACUUGCGCCACCCCACCCCCACCCCCGCCUUUUUUAAACAAGUGUUCCUUGUGCCGGGAGAAAUUUGCUGUCGUAAUUUUAAAACUUUAAAAUAAAAUCUGGAAAAAGAAAAAACAA